This is a messenger RNA of Daldinia childiae, 693 nucleotides long. Its product is annotated as Vesicle transport v-SNARE protein vti1. Gene Ontology annotation, biological process: vesicle fusion with Golgi apparatus; retrograde transport, endosome to Golgi; intra-Golgi vesicle-mediated transport. The coding region runs from base 1 to 693 and encodes 230 amino acids. Gene Ontology annotation, cellular component: SNARE complex; Golgi apparatus; ER to Golgi transport vesicle membrane. The record is from RefSeq and is a predicted model, not a curated record. NCBI's taxonomy places the organism in Eukaryota, Fungi, Ascomycota, Sordariomycetes, Xylariales, Hypoxylaceae. Gene Ontology annotation, molecular function: SNARE binding; SNAP receptor activity. The transcript is spliced from 3 exons.
AUGGCCAACCCGCUCGACACCGACGCCGGCUCCGAGCUGUUCAGCAGCUACGAAGCCGAAUUCAAACUGGUCCAAGCCGACCUAACCCAAAAGCUCGACCAGAUCCCCGAACUAAACGGCGAGCCGCGCAAAGCCGCCAUCGCCGCCGCCGAGCGUGCCCUCGAAGAAGCCGACGAACUACUCGGACAAAUGCGUCUCGAAAAGCAAAACAUCCCCUCGUCGACGCGGCCCAAGAUAAACCAACGCUUCCGCAACCUGGAGACGGACGUGGACGGGUACAAGCGCAAGCUGCGCACGCUGUCGGACGACCGCGCCGCCCUCUUCGGCUCCCGCUACACGGACAACCCCAACCACCCCAGCAGCCCCUCGGACCUGCAGCUCGAGCAGCGCCAGCAGCUGCUCAGCGGCACCGACCGCCUCGACCGCAGCUCCCAGCGCCUGCGCGCCAGCCAGGCCCUCGCCCACGACACCGAGCAGAUCGGCGCCGGCACCCUCGCCGACCUGCACCAGCAGCGCGAGCGCAUCGCGCACACCUCCCAGAUCCUGUACGAGAGCGAGGGCUAUGUCGAUCGCAGCGUUAAGACGCUGAGGGGUAUGGCUCGUAGGAUGGCUACGAAUCGGGUAAUCACCAUUGCUAUCAUCGCCGUCCUCGUGAUCCUCAUCUUCGCUGUGAUCUACAGCAAGUUCAGGUGA